CAUCUGCCGUUAUAGCAGAUGAACAUUGCUCGAAGUAAACGGGUUUAGCGGUUAUUGUGAGUGUCAUCAUCAUACUUUAUUACGUGUCCACUGAUUUCUGAUCCGUCCGGUGUUUCUGCUACGUUGAUUGUAUUUUGCGAAUCUAUGGAAUGUUUGGAUUACCAGAUAUCUUUGAAUUCCUGUUUGUAUUAGCAUAAGGCGCCUAGUGCGCCUCCCGUCACGAUGAACAUGUGUCGGGUUCGACUAUUAUUCUACUUUUUGGCUUUUAGCCUACUCCCUUUUGCCUAUCCUGACGAGCAUAAUCACAUUUAUGAAGAUAAUGAUGAAGUUGUACUAUGGAUGAGUACAGUUGGACCAUAUCACAAUCGUCAAGAAACCUAUUCGUAUUAUUCGUUACCAUUUUGCAUGGGCACAAAGGAUGUCAUUAAUCAUUACCAUGAAACGUUUUCUGAAGCAUUACAAGGCAUUGAACUUAAGUUUAGUGGUUUGGAAAUUGAAUACAAAGCUGAUGUUGCAAAAGUGGAAUAUUGUCAGAUAAAACUAACUGAAGAAAGUGAGAAAGCUUUUAUAUAUGCAGUUAAGAAUCAAUAUUGGUAUAAGAUGUAUAUGGAUGAUUUACCAAUAUGGGGAGUCGUGGGAGACAUAGAAGAAAAUAAUGUAGCUGUUUCUUAUUAUAUUUGGACACACAAGAAAUUUGAUAUAGGAUAUAAUGGAAAACAGAUAGUUGACGUAAAUUUAACCAGUGAAAAUAAGGUGAAAUUAGUCCAAGGAGCAGCCAUUUCUUUCAGUUAUGAAGUUAAUUGGAGAAAGAGUAAUAUUAAAUUUGAAGAUAGAUUUGAUAAAUAUUUAGAUCCCAACUUUUUCCAGCAUAGAAUUCAUUGGUUCAGCAUCUUUAAUAGUUUUAUGAUGGUAAUUUUUCUUGUUGGACUUGUCUCGAUGAUUUUGAUGCGUACUUUGAGAAAGGAUUAUGCUAGAUACAGCAGAGAUGAAGAAAUGGAUGAUAUGGAACGUGAUUUAGGGGAUGAAUAUGGAUGGAAACAAGUUCAUGGGGAUGUAUUUAGGCCAGCUAGUCAUGCAAUGCUUUUUUCAGCUCUUAUAGGCGCAGGUUAUCAGGUGACAGUGGUUGUUCUCAGUGUCAUCAUUUUUGCUAUUCUUGGAGAGCUUUAUACAGAAAGAGGAUCCAUGUUAUCAACAGCAAUUUUUGUAUAUGCUGCUACAUCACCUAUAAAUGGUUAUGCUGGUGGAGGUUUAUAUGCACGAAUGGGCGGACGCAUUUGGAUUAAACAAAUGAUUCUUAGUGCCUUUAUGUUACCUAUUAUUGUUUGCGGCACUGCAUUUUUCAUUAAUUUUAUUGCAAUGUAUUACCAUGCUAGCCGUGCUAUACCAUUUGGUUCUAUGGUGGCAGUCACUUGUAUUUGCAUAUUUGUUAUAUUGCCAUUAACGUUAGUUGGAACCAUUUUAGGCCGCAAUUUAGCCGGAACACCGGACGCACCAUGUAGAGUCAACGCAGUACCUCGACCUAUUCCCGAAAAAAAAUGGUUUAUGGAACCAUUAGUUAUUAUAAUGCUUGGUGGUAUCCUGCCUUUUGGAUCAAUAUUCAUCGAAAUGUACUUCAUUUUUACCUCAUUUUGGGCAUACAAAAUUUACUAUGUGUACGGAUUUAUGUUAUUAGUAUUCGUUAUUCUAAUGAUAGUAACUGUUUGCGUUACUAUCGUGUGUACAUACUUCCUGCUAAACGCCGAAGACUAUCGAUGGCAGUGGACAAGUUUCUUAGCGGCAGCUUCAACUGCUGCCUACGUCUAUAUAUAUUCCUUUUAUUAUUUCUUCUUUAAAACGAAAAUGUACGGUCUUUUCCAGACAGCAUUUUACUUUGGAUACAUGGCAUUGUUCAGCCUUGCUUUGGGUAUAAUGUGUGGAACAGUCGGUUAUGUUGGAACUAACGCGUUUGUACGAAAGAUCUAUUCCACCGUCAAAAUAGACUAAAGCACAAUUUUAGUGUAAUGUCUACACCGUGGAUUAAAGUAAGAACAUUCAAAGUGAUAUCCACUGGUCUUCGUGAAGUACAGUUUGAUCAUUCUGAUAGUUUAAAUUAUUUGCCUUUAUCAUAAUGCGCAAAUGCAGCUUGUAAAAAACUUCCUAAAUUAACAUCGAUCAGUUAUUGCUAUCAAUAACGUGAAUACUUAAUAUUAUGAGUUUCGAAACUUUCCAACAAAUGUUUUAUUAUUAUAUAUAUUAUUGUAAUGUCGCAAUAACAUUUUCAUUUUAAGUAAGAGAUUGAUUUAUCUGCGGCAGUUGAAUUUUUGAAGUGGGGUCCUAUGACGGACAGUAUACAUUUAUUUAUAUGUACUGUUCGUGUACUAUUUCUCUAGAGUCACAGUUCCAUAUUACUUGAAAUGCAAACUCCAAUGAGAGUAACUUUAAAAUUACUAUUUUACUCGUAACAACUGACUAUGUAAUGUUGCUCAAUUUCACUAAAUUUUGCUAGAAACUCGCAGAUCUUAUUUUAAUUUUCCAGCUUACAGAUGAAAGGAUUAUAACAACUUCUGUAAGUUAAGUAACUAUUUUGAAAACGUUACCUCAUAAAACAUUUGUUGUGAUUCUUGUGCAUCGUACAAAUAUAUGCCAGAAAUUUCUUUUAAAACGUACAUUAAUGAUGAUAAAUAUCUAAAUUUUGUAUCAAAAUAUAAACAUUGUAAAACAUUAGAUAAUAUCAUUGAUUGCAAUUUCAUAAGUAUAAGCCAAAAUUGGAGAAACAGAAAAGAAUGCAAAUUAUUACAUGUAAGUUGUACAGUAUAAAUUUUCAAUACAGUUUAUGCUAAAUGUACACAAUGUUUCAGUUAACACAGAGUAUUGUUUUAACUACGUGACUCUGAAUUAAAAUGUUGUUCAGACAGAUUAUCAACGAUUCAAUUAACGUUAAUUUACAUUUAGAUAAAGUAGUUGAUACAGUAAAUUGUGAACAUAAGAAAUUUUUUUAUCAAGGACUUCAUACCAUGUAUCACAAUAUUUUGUUUGUGUGAAUAUCCUUUACUAUAAAUUGUGAAUAUAUUGAUAAUAUGUAAAGUAUCGUAAGUAUAGAAUUGGAGAUAAAUGAUCUUUUUAAUCGCGAUCCUCCAUAAACAGCAAAAUAUCCAUGUAUCUUAUCGCUGUUCAAAAAAAAACAACAAAACAAAGGGGAUUGGCAUUUGAAAAUCACAGCAAAAGUAUUUGACCUAAUGAUAUAUUGUCAAAAAUCAAGUAUUAGUGAGGACAUUUGAGUGAAUAUAUGAUUUAUUGUUAGACGUAGUAAUUCUAAGAAAUAUAAAAUUUCUACAUAUAACAAA
Molecule: messenger RNA, 3323 nt
Organism: Megachile rotundata (alfalfa leafcutting bee)
Lineage: Eukaryota; Metazoa; Arthropoda; Insecta; Hymenoptera; Megachilidae
Gene: TM9SF3
Product: transmembrane 9 superfamily protein member 3
Biological process (GO): protein localization to membrane
Cellular component (GO): membrane
Source: RefSeq, a predicted model, not a curated record